CCGAUUGAUUCCUGGUCAGGGUCGGUGCCAAGGGAUGGGUUCCAGAAACGAGCAGAAGUUUGUUUGGGGUCCAUGUGGCGAGUGGCAGUCAGGGUACCCGCGCUCCUGCCCUCGGCUCCAGUGCCCACUGUCCCCUCCUCAGGCGCUGCAGAGCGUUGCCGUCAGCCUGUGCAUCUUCUGCACGUGGACGGUGUGUGGAUCAGAGUGGCUACUCCGUCCCCGCCGCCAGCAGCCUGUCCUCACGUGCAGGCACUUCCCAAGGCCGCCUGGGGCCCAGCUUGGGGCUGAGUCCGUGGCUAGAGCAUUCUGUUUGCACCUUCCAACAACCCACAGGGGGCUGCCUCCAUUUUACAGAUGAGGCAGGCGGUCGAGUACGGUCCUUCAACUGCACAGUCUGACUUCACUCCAAAAGCUAGUCAGAGGAUUUGUCUGUUCCCCUUACAGCUUUCCCGCAGAAUGGGGCAAAAGCAGCAGCGACUGUUGGAAGCAGAACAGCCUCAGAGACCGCCAGACAGAGCGCAGACGCUUUCGCCUGUGGAGCCCUGCUUGGGGCCGCCUGCAGCCUCGGGACCCCAGCGCAGCAUCUAUUUUUCAGGCCCAAAAAGCCACUCUGCACAGCUGGGAUCUGAGUUUUUCGACCAGCCUGCUGUCCCCCUGGCGCGGGCAUUUCUGGGACAGGUCCUGGUCCGACGACUCGAUGAUGGCACAGAGCUGCGGGGCCGCGUUGUGGAGACGGAGGCAUACCUGGGGCCAGAGGAUGAAGCUGCCCACUCUAGGGGUGGCCGGCAGACCCCCCGCAACCGUGGCAUGUUCAUGAAGCCAGGAACUCUGUAUGUAUAUAUCAUCUACGGCAUGUACUUCUGCAUGAACGUCUCCAGCCGAGGGGAUGGCGCGUGUGUCCUGCUGCGAGCGCUGGAGCCCUUGGGGGGCCUGGAGACCAUGCGGCAGCUUCGCAGCACCCUCCGCAAGGGCACCGCGGGCCGAGCCCUCAAGGACCGUGAGCUGUGCAGUGGCCCCUCCAAGCUGUGCCAGGCCCUGGCCAUUGACAAGAGCUUCGACCAGCGGGACCUGGCCAAGGACAAGGCUGUGUGGUUGGAGCGCAGCCCCCCGGGGUCCAGUGAGCCAGCUGUGGUGGCAGCAGCCCGAGUGGGCAUCGGCCAUGCAGGAGAGUGGGCCCAGAAACCCCUGCGCUUUUAUGUCCGCGACAGCCCCUGGGUCAGCGUGGUAGACAGAGCAGCUGAGCAGAACGCACAGGCCUGAGCAAGGGUCCGCUCCGACAAGGCUUUUUAACUGCUUAAAAACCAAAUAAACGCUUUGUGUCUA
Messenger RNA from Ailuropoda melanoleuca (giant panda), 1323 nucleotides. It is a transcript of the gene MPG, whose product is annotated as N-methylpurine DNA glycosylase. Gene Ontology annotation, molecular function: alkylbase DNA N-glycosylase activity; DNA binding. The record is from RefSeq and is a predicted model, not a curated record. Bases 355 to 1260 code for a protein of 301 amino acids. NCBI's taxonomy places the organism in Eukaryota, Metazoa, Chordata, Mammalia, Carnivora, Ursidae. The transcript is spliced from 3 exons. Gene Ontology annotation, biological process: base-excision repair.